AUGGCCAACACGCUGCGGCUGUACCUCACCUGCAUCCGCAACACUCUGGAGGCGGCCAUGUGCCUGCAGAAUUUCCCUUGCCAAGAGGUCGAGAGGCACAACAAGCCGGAGGUGGAGCUCAAGACUAGCCCUGAACUUCUGCUGAAUCCGGUGCUUAUAUGUCGUAAUGAAGCCGAGAAGUGUUUGGUAGAGACUUCAAUCAAUUCGAUCCGUAUAAGCUUGAAGGUUAAGCAGGCAGAUGAACUAGAAAAUAUUCUUGCAAAGAAGUUUCUUAGGUUUUUGUCGAUGAGGGCAGAGGCAUUCCAAGUGUUGAGGAGAAAACCAGUUCAGGGUUAUGAUAUUAGCUUCCUCAUAACAAACUACCACUGUGAGGACAUGCACAAGCAUAAGCUCAUAGAUUUCAUUGUUCAGUUUAUGGAGGACAUUGACAAGGAGAUCAGCGAGCUCAAGCUGUCGGUGAACACACGUGGCCGGCUGGUGGCAACCGAGUUCCUAAAGCAGUUCAUCUGA
This is a messenger RNA of Triticum turgidum subsp. durum (durum wheat), 510 nucleotides long. NCBI's taxonomy places the organism in Eukaryota, Viridiplantae, Streptophyta, Magnoliopsida, Poales, Poaceae. The record is from the annotation of a GenBank genome assembly.